Messenger RNA from Sinocyclocheilus anshuiensis, 2911 nucleotides. RefSeq names its product probable E3 ubiquitin-protein ligase HERC4. Gene Ontology annotation, cellular component: cytoplasm. Gene Ontology annotation, biological process: protein ubiquitination; ubiquitin-dependent protein catabolic process. Gene Ontology annotation, molecular function: ubiquitin protein ligase activity. The record is from RefSeq and is a predicted model, not a curated record. Lineage: Eukaryota; Metazoa; Chordata; Actinopteri; Cypriniformes; Cyprinidae. The transcript is spliced from 23 exons.
GUCAGCUGUGAUCAUGUUGUGUUUUUGGGGAGCGCAGGUCAGAGAGGGUUUCGGGCUGGAGCAGCCUGACAAAGUCAAACAUGGCAAUUCUGGAAUACGGUCCGUGUGUCCGAAAUCAAAAGUUCAGGACAUGUCAGCUGGACGGAGUUUUGUUGGAUUCAUCCGGGAUGGGCAGGUCUCGGUCCUGAGAUUGCGCAGUGAAGACUGUGAUCAUGAUGGAAAAUUAACGCAACUACAGCUAAAGAAUGACAGAAUCAGACUGAUUUUGUGUGGAGGAGAUGGUGCGGUUCUUCUUGCUUAUGGAGGAAAAGUUCUCAUUAUGGAUAAAUCCAUUGUGUGCAGGCCUCUCAAAGGUCUGGAUAACAGGCAGGUGAUUCAAAUUGCAUGUGGAGACCAUCAUUCAAUGGCACUAACUACGGAUGGUCAGUUGUUGGUAUGGGGUGAGAACUCUCAUGGUCAGCUGGGUUUGAGGAAAGAUCAUCCCGGCUCUCCGUCUGCUCAACAUGUUCAGAGUCUGAGUGGGAUCCCGCUGGCUCAGAUCAGCGCUGGAGGAGACCACAGCUUUGUGUUGUCUCUCUCUGGAGUCGUGUUUGGAUGGGGAAAGAACUCUGCUGGACAGUUGGGCCUCAGAGACACAACAGACAGACACGCGUCAGUUGUAAAUAGUCUCAACCGGAAGAAAACUGUGUCUAUCUCAUGUGGAGGGGAACACACUGCUACUUUAUCAAAGGGCGGCACAGUAUUCACAUUUGGAUCAGGAGGUUCUGGUCAGCUUGGACACAAAUCAUUUAAAGACGAACAUCAUCCGCGGGUGGUUGCUGAACUGUGGGGAUCAGUAAUUAGGCAUUUGAUUCUUUCAUAAAGACAUCACACACUCGUAUCAGUCGCAUCGUCAAAGCUGAUCUACUCAUUUGGAUGUGGGAUGCAAGGGCAGCUGGGAAACGAAGAAAUUAUCAAGCAGUCUGUGCCUUUCCCUGUGAAUCUGCCAACUGAAUAUAAUCAUGAAUAUACGAUUGCAAAACUCAUUGCUGGGAAGAAUCAUUCCUUUGCCUUACUUGUCAAAGAACUUGGGAAUGAGUUAGAACAGCCCAAAUCCAAUCCAAGCAGAGAGAUUUUUACAUUAAAUGACAGAAUGAUUGAUUGCUGGGUGUCCAAAAGUGAUACAAAUUCAUGGAAAGCCAUUAAGAAGGAAAUAGACACAGUAUUUUCCUCCACUGCAUCUCUGAAUGGAAGUUUUCUCAAAACAAGUUGUGAUGACCAUUAUCGGACGUCUGAGGAUCAUUGUGGGUUGGAUUUCGAUCUGGUUAAAUCAUCCUUUGCAAAGCUCUCAGAGAAUAAAAGCUUAAUAUCAGAGGUAGUGAAGGUGGUUCAACAGAUGCUGUCGUCUCUGAAUCCAAAUCCAACUGGUGUGGAAUCACUGAGAGUUUAUCUUCUCCUCCCUGAGCUCAUCAGACAUGUUCAGGAACAACAAAGAACUGAACUCACUGAAGCUCUGGCCUCCAAAAUCCUUCAGCUGAAUCCUGAUGCUCGCAAGGUGUUAGAGACGUACUGGUCCAGACUCCCUGAAGAUUGGCUCAAAAACGUGGUGGACUUACUUAAAAAAGAAUCUGCUAUGUUAAUUGAAAAGAUUGCUUUUCAAGGAAUAAACUGGGACAUACCAAGACGCUUGAAGAAAUUUGUGCAGAUCCUUCAUAUGGUCUAUAAGGUCUGCUGCAAUACCAACAGAAACAUCACAAAGAGUGACUUCAUGAUCUAUGAGAUCAAUGAUCUACUAAUUAUGACAGCUUUAAACAAUCUGAAAUCAUAUCCGCACAUGUUUAACCUGGAGUCCAAAUGUAGGUUUUUGAAAAACAGAGAACGACUGGGCUGUUUUGAGCUGACUCUGAGGCGCACAGCACUGCUGGAGGAUUGUUUCCAUCAGCUGAGAACAGCUGAUCCCUCAGUAGAUCUCAGAAGAUACUGGUUGUCGGUGCUUUACAAGGAGGAUGUGAGCAAAAGAACAGAUGUCAACAAGAGGGACUUUUUUCUCAACGUGUUUAAAGAGCUUUGUGCACCAGAGUCUCAGCUGCUCAUGUACAAUGACAGCAACACUAUGAGCUGGUUCCCCACAAAGGUCAGCGUGGAGAAGGAGAAGUACUUCCUGUUUGGGAUUCUGUGUGGCUUGGCUCUCAACAACAACUCUGUAGUGCAUCUGCCUUUUCCUUUAGCCCUGUUCAAGAAACUUCUUGAUGUCAAACCAUCUCUAAAAGACUUGAUAGAGUUUAGUCCGGUUCUUGGCAAAAGUUUGCAGUACAUCCUGGACUACAGCGAUGACGUUGAGGAAAUGGACAUGAACUUCACGGUUACAUGGGAUAAAACGGAAGUAGAACUGGAUCCAGCUGAGCCAGGAAAAUUGGUUACCAAUUAUAACAGAACUGAAUUUGUGGACAAGUACUUGGAUUAUAUUCUGAAUAAAUCAGUGGAGGAAGAGUUUGAAGAAUUCAAGAGAGGCUUCUUCAAAGCGUGUGCCAGAUGCAUGGUGGAGAUGUUUGAACUGGAGGAGCUGAGAGGAGUGCUGGUGGGCAAUGAGGAAUAUGACUGGGACAUACUCAAACAGAACACCACAUAUGAAGGAUCGUUUUAUGCUGAGCAUCCAACCAUCAUCUCAUUCUGGGAGGUGUUUGAGGAACUGACAUCAAAUGAGAAGAAGGCCUUUCUAAUGUUCCUGACAGGGUUCGAGAAAGUGCCCAUUCUGGGUAUGAGUGCAGUGAAGAUGAGCGUGAGACCCCUGUUCAGCUUUACUCAGGACCAUCUACCACAGGCCCUCACCUGCCAUUCUCUGCUAGACCUUCCUGUUUAUCAGAACAAGAAAACACUCAAGGCUAAAGUAAUUGAAGCCAUCAACCACAAGAGGGGCUUCUGGGAAGAAUGA